This is a messenger RNA of Spea bombifrons (plains spadefoot toad), 1359 nucleotides long. RefSeq names its product E3 ubiquitin-protein ligase TRIM39-like. The record is from RefSeq and is a predicted model, not a curated record. The transcript has a single exon. Lineage: Eukaryota; Metazoa; Chordata; Amphibia; Anura; Pelobatidae. Gene Ontology annotation, molecular function: zinc ion binding; protein binding. Bases 1 to 1356 code for a protein of 451 amino acids.
AUGGCGACGGCGGAUCGCAGCGACAAGCUGACCGACUCCGCCUGCCUGAGUUUAUCCGCGGAUCCGGGGACGCCGGUCUGCGGGGUCUCUACUGAGUUACUUCUGGAAUCCUUGUCUGAUAUGGACGUGAAGAUACACAAUAAUUCACCGGAACACGUCUUGGUGGAACCCACCACUUUGAUGAAGAACAGGACAUGUUCCAUCCACAAGGAGGUCUUGAAAUAUUACUGCUAUGAAGAUGCUGUGUGUCUCUGUGUCUCCUGUGGGCAGAAUGGGAAGCAUGAGGGACAUCAGGUGGAACCUCUGGAGAAGGCAUCUCAGAAGAUGAAGGAGAAACUCAGAGCCGUUCUUCAGAAACUGACCUCUGAUGGAAAAGAGAUUGAGAAAAGAACCCGGAGUCUUGAGGACCACAAAACUGAGAUACAAGGAGAAGAAGACCGUAUGAGAGAGAUGGUGACUGUCCUGUUUAACAAUCUAAGGGAACAGCUAGACACGCAAGGGAAACGCGUCCUAAGCGAGAUCUCCAGGCAGAAGGACAAGAAGAACCGUCAGGUCUCAGAUCAGAUCCGGCAGCUGGAAAUCCAGAAGAAGAUGUUGUCCACGAAGAUUCUCCACAUUGAAGACAUCUGCAGCAAGAUGGAUCCCUCUACUAUCUUAGAGGGGUGGGAAUGGAAAAAAGCCGGUAAUGUUGCUCAGACGGGACACCAUAAAGAUAGAAGGAGAAGUAAAGGAGCCUGUACCUGGGGUUACUUAGAUGAAGGUCACGUCACAGUGACCCUGCACCAAGUCUUGGCGGGCAUUAUGACCCGAGUAAGGGUGGGACGCUGCGUGCCGGAGGCUUCGGGCAUCUCGCUGGAUGAGAAUACGGCGGGAGAUUAUGUGGUUCUCUCGCGCGACUCAAAAACAGCCUCCUGGUCACAAAUUAACCAGAAACGCUUAGAAACCCCGGAGAGGUUUUGUUUUUACCAAGUUUUAAGCACCCGAGGAUUUUCCUCAGGCCAGCAUUACUGGGAAGUAGACACCAGUUCUUCGGGAAACUGGAUGCUGGGCAUGGCCUAUCCCAGUAUAGACAGGAAGGGACACCAGGCCUUCCUUGGCUUUUCCGACAAAUCCUGGUGUCUGGGUUUACGUCAUAAAGAUUAUUCGCUGAUGCACAACUCCAAGGGAAAGCCACUAAAAUCCGACUCCCCGCUGCAGAGAUUGGGGAUAUACCUGGAUUACGAGGCCGGCCGGCUCUCCUUUUACCAGCUCAGUGACCCCAUCAGACACUUACACACCUUCGGGGCCGCGUUCUCCGAGCCGCUUCAUGCCGCGUUCUUUGUGGAGCAUGAAGGUUGGGUAAAAAUCACGAGCUGAGGA